Molecule: messenger RNA, 504 nt
Organism: Spodoptera littoralis (African cotton leafworm)
Lineage: Eukaryota; Metazoa; Arthropoda; Insecta; Lepidoptera; Noctuidae
Source: the annotation of a GenBank genome assembly
AUGAGUAAUAUGUACAAAGUGUGCUUCGUUGCUGUGGUGUUUGCGAUAGUUUUGUCAGCAGUGUACAGCCAUGCUACACCAUCGGAACAGUGCCCGGGCGAAUCGUUCGACAAUUUGCAGGAGAGGAUCCAGGUGACACCGUGCGGCAAAACUCGCUGCAAGCUCCCGAAGAACAGCAACAUCACUGUUGUAUUCAAAUUCACUCCAAUAAAAGUGGUUAAGUCAAUUACGAACGAAGUGCACGCGAACGUUGCCGGUGUACCUCUACCGUUCAUUGGUGUCGACGGGACGGAUGCUUGCGGCAAUGUGAAGCGCGCCGACACGCAGGAGGCGGUGGCGUGCCCGCUACCGGCCGGCCAAGACUACAUCUACACAAACGUGUUUCCAGUACAGCCCUUCUAUCCCGCAAUCAACCUAAGAGUCCACUGGAAUCUCAGAGACGGUAAAAAAAGCUUAAUAUGCUUCGAAGUACCAGCAAUUAUUACAGCUGGUAAGAAAAAUUAA